This is a messenger RNA of Colletotrichum abscissum, 117 nucleotides long. RefSeq lists its product as uncharacterized. Bases 1 to 117 code for a protein of 38 amino acids. NCBI's taxonomy places the organism in Eukaryota, Fungi, Ascomycota, Sordariomycetes, Glomerellales, Glomerellaceae. The record is from RefSeq and is a predicted model, not a curated record. The transcript has a single exon.
AUGACGAGAUCUAUUUGUGUACCACGGCUCUGCGGACUUUGUCGCUUUGAACUCCACCUUGGAGAUGACAUAGUAGCAGGCAAGUCUUCCACACCCUUUUCAGUCCCAGUCCUCUGA